UCACAGGCGGAACCAUACAGAAGAACAAACGCUUCAGGGGGAACACGACGACGGCGCACACAACGUGAAGGACAAGAGGACUUCAAAAUUGUUCAGCUGUCACUGAAAUUCAAUAUUUCAGUUUCACUACACGUACAGGAUACUGGCACAAGAUUCACUCAAGUUGGCAUUUUCAUCACUCGUCAGUAAUCUGUUCCCUGCUGUCAGUGUUGUCAGGUUCACUGUUCCCUGAUUUGCACUUGAAUGCAAGUACACAAUGAAGCGUGACAUCUCUUACUGACAGCUGGUCAUGACAGCUCAGCAGACAAGAUGAUGUCGUGCACCAGACUACUGGCACUGCUUGAGCCGCAUGCAUUGAAGAGGAGUCUACCACAGAUCUGCGCUGCCCGUCUUUCAGGUUUUAGAAGACAGCAUGGAAACAUCGCCAGAGCCUUCUGUCAGCCUGGAUCUGGCUUUAACAAAACUGAUGACCACAGGCAGAGAAUAUGGCCUCCUUCACUGGCAGGUCACAGCUGUGGCAGAAGGUUUUUCAGCCUCACUCCUGCUGGGAUUGUGAACUCAGCCCCAGCUUCUGUUCAGCCGUACCUCAGAUUGAUGAGGCUGGACAAACCCAUAGGAACGUGGCUGCUUUAUCUUCCUUGUACGUGGAGUAUUGGGUUGGCGGCCGACCCAGGAUGCCUUCCUGAUCUGCGCAUGCUUGCGCUCUUCGGUGUGGGAGCUUUACUUAUGAGAGGAGCAGGAUGCACAAUCAAUGACAUGUGGGACAAAGACUUUGACGUGAAGGUGUCAAGGACAGCCACUCGGCCCAUUGCAUCAGGGGAGAUCACACAGUUUCAGGCCCUGGUUUUCCUUGGAGGCCAGCUGAGUUUAGCACUGGGGGUUCUGCUCUGCCUCAAUUACUACAGCAUUGCUCUUGGAGCCGCUUCUUUGUCGCUGGUGGUCACAUACCCUCUCAUGAAGAGAAUCACAUACUGGCCACAGUUUGUUUUAGGUCUCACUUUUAAUUGGGGUGCUCUUCUGGGUUGGUCUGCUGUGAAGGGAUCAUGUGAUUGGUCGGUGUGUUUACCUCUCUAUGUAUCUGGUGUCAUGUGGACAUUGAUUUAUGACACAAUCUAUGCCCAUCAGGACAAAGAUGAUGAUUUAAAAGUGGGUGUGAAGUCCACAGCUCUGAGGUUUCAGGAGAACACCAAACUGUGGCUGAGUGGCUUCACUGGGGCGAUGCUGUCAGGGCUGGUUCUAGCAGGAGCUAAUGCUGACCAGACUUUGCCCUACUAUUGUGCAGUGUCUGCAGUGGCCAUUCAUCUAGCACAUCAGAUCUACGCCGUGGACAUCAACAGACCUGAGGACUGCUGGAAAAAGUUUGCUUCAAACCGAAACCUUGGACUGCUUUUAUUUUUAGGAAUCGUGACUGGAAACUUAUGGAAAAUGAGAAAUGACCAUCAGUGUGAAACAUAACUUAACUCCAAUAGUACCAUUGAUGGAAACAUGUUAACCAGUAAAUAUUCUUAAAAUAUUUAUUGAAUUGUUACGAACAGGCUCGAUUUCUUAAAUAAUAAGAAAACUUACAUCUAUAAAAUUAAUGUUAACAUUGAGAACAUUGCCAGUAAGUUAUGCCCACAAAC
Messenger RNA from Carassius auratus (goldfish), 1622 nucleotides. Its product is annotated as 4-hydroxybenzoate polyprenyltransferase, mitochondrial-like. Bases 310 to 1455 code for a protein of 381 amino acids. Gene Ontology annotation, molecular function: 4-hydroxybenzoate polyprenyltransferase activity. The record is from RefSeq and is a predicted model, not a curated record. NCBI's taxonomy places the organism in Eukaryota, Metazoa, Chordata, Actinopteri, Cypriniformes, Cyprinidae. The transcript has 8 exons. Gene Ontology annotation, biological process: ubiquinone biosynthetic process. Gene Ontology annotation, cellular component: mitochondrial inner membrane.